Molecule: messenger RNA, 1790 nt
Organism: Aspergillus caelatus
Lineage: Eukaryota; Fungi; Ascomycota; Eurotiomycetes; Eurotiales; Aspergillaceae
Product: carboxylic acid transport protein
Exons: 5
Coding region: 128-1675 (515 amino acids)
Biological process (GO): transmembrane transport; carboxylic acid transport
Cellular component (GO): plasma membrane
Molecular function (GO): carboxylic acid transmembrane transporter activity
Source: RefSeq, a predicted model, not a curated record
GGGGAAGUGUAAUCAUGAUGUCGUUGCGCGACUUAAAUAGACGAUCAUUCUCGCCCGUUUUCAAAAUAGGCCACUUCUCUUUUUCUUUUUCUUUUUCUUUCCCUUUCAGUGAGGAGUACCUGGCAACAUGAGUACUGCGAACGAGCCAGCGGAGCCCAUCCCCACUGGCAUCCUAGCCACAGCAAAGCAAGCAUGGGGCGAUCUGUUCAAGUGGAAGCAACGAGUCGUAGUGACCAACGAGUACGGGGAGACUCGUACUGAAUGGCAAGAGCCCGAUCCCAUCAAGAACCCCAUCAGCUUGUUUGCGCAGCUCAGUGCCCGCGAUUGGGUGUUCUUCCUAGUUGGCCUGACAGCCUGGACGGCAGAUGCGUUCGACUUCCACGCCUUGUCCAUCCAGCAAGUUAAACUAGCCAAAUACUACAACCGCACCAAAACAGAAAUAUCCACGGCAAUUACACUGACGCUUCUUCUGCGAAGUGUUGGCGCCGCCUUCUUUGGUUUGGCUGGUGACAAGUUCGGCCGUAAAUGGCCCAUGGUGUUGAACAUGAUUGUAUUAGGGGUGCUACAGAUUGCAACCAUCUACAGUCACACGUUCCAGCAAUUCCUGGCUGUGCGGAGUCUAUUUGGUCUUUUUAUGGGAGGUGUCUAUGGAAACGCCAUCGCCAUGGCGCUGGAACAUUGCCCCGUCAAUGCUCGUGGUCUCAUGUCGGGCAUUCUGCAACAAGGGUAUUCCUUGGGAUAUGUCUUUGCCGCCUGUGCCAACCUUGGAGUUGGUGGAGCUACCGAUAGUUGGAAGACAGUCUUCUGGGCUGCAGCUGGUAUCUCGAUCGGGGUUGGAGUUAUCCGCAUCUUUUUCCCCGAAUCAAAACAGUUCCUCGAAGCCAAGAAGGCCGGCAAGAAGUCCAUGAGCGCAGGGGCAUUCUGGAACGAAACCAGGCAGAUGUUGGCCCAGGAGUGGAAGAUGUGCGUGUAUGCCGUUAUUCUCAUGACCUGGUUCAACUACUACUCUCACACCUCGCAAGACUCCUACACCACAUUCAUGUUAACCCAGAAGGGAAUGGAAAACACCGGCGCCUCCCGCGCCUCCAUCCUCAUGAAAACCGGCGCUUGCGUCGGUGGCACGAUCAUCGGAUACUUAUCCCAGUUCUUUGGCCGCCGACGCGCCAUCAUCGUUUCGGCCUUGAUUUCGGGUAUUCUUAUCCCAGCCUGGAUCCUCCCAGAGGGUGAACGGGCAUUGAGCGCAACUGGAUUCUUCAUGCAAUUCUUCGUUCAGGGUGCCUGGGGCGUUAUCCCAAUUCAUUUGAAUGAGCUCUCACCACCGGCCUUCCGGUCCUCUUUCCCUGGCAUCACCUACCAAGUAGGUAACAUGAUUUCAUCCCCCUCCGCACAAAUCGUCAACGCCAUCGCCGAAAAGACCUUAAUCACUGGUUCGACUGGUGAACCGGCGCCCGCUUACGGACCUACCAUGGGCGUGGCUACGGCUAUUAUCGCGACGGGAAUCAUGGUGACUACGGCGUUCGGACCCGAGAAGCGUGGGCGGAGAUUUGAGACUGCUGUUGCGGGUGUUGAGGAGUCUGAAUCGAAGAAGGUCCUUGACUUGGAGAAGGGUGAUGUGGCAGAGCAAAAGGCUACGGAGGAGAAGGUCGAGCAGGUAGAGAAGGUAGAGAAGAUUUAGGCUUGAUAUGCUGCACUAAGAUGGGAACUGGAAUGAAAGAUACCCAAUAUCUGAGUAGAGGAUGAAUGCUACAUCAUAGUUCAGAUAUACAAUUCACAAUUACCUUUACAGCUAG